This is a messenger RNA of Aspergillus calidoustus, 1605 nucleotides long. The record is from the annotation of a GenBank genome assembly. Lineage: Eukaryota; Fungi; Ascomycota; Eurotiomycetes; Eurotiales; Aspergillaceae.
AUGGCAUUGACUCAGAACGACCACAAGUUCCCAAAAUAUCUCUUUGGCGCUCAGGGACGAGCUCUCCGGAACAAUGUCUCUCUAGCCGGCGCAUUUGGCUUCUUACUCUUUGGCUACGAUCAGGGCUUUCUCAGUGGUUUGAUCGCCAGAGACAGCUUCCUCGAGCAGUUUGAUUACCCAUCCUCCAGCCUGUUGGGCACAAUCAGUGCCAUCUUCGAUAUCGGCUGCUUCUGCGGUGCAAUCACUGUCUUCUUCUUCGGCAGCUCUCUCGGACGCAAAAACUGCAUAUACAUUGGAGCUCUGCUGCAGUUCAUCGGGGCAAUCCUGCAAGCCGCUUCAUUCGGUGUCCCGCAGCUCAUCGUGGGCCGCAUCGUAAGCGGAUGGGGAAAUGGCUUCAACACGGCAACAACGCCUCUUUGGGUGUCUGAACUCGUGCCAGCCAAGAACCGUGGCCGGCAUAUUGCCAUUGAAGGUAACCUGAUUGCGUUUGGCAUCGUGCUUGCCUAUUACUUCAAUAUCGGCAUGUCGUAUGCCAGCGGACAGGUGCAAUGGCGGUUGGUUAUUGCGUUCCAGAUUGUCAUCAUUAUCCUCCAGGUGGCCUGGACCCUUGUGCUGCCAGAAUCUCCGCGCUGGCUGAGUGCACGCGGUCGCCAUGCCGAGGCCAGUCAUGUACUCUCGCAGAUAACUGGAAAGGGUCUCUCGGUGGAAAGCCCAGAGGUGACGGUCAUCAAGAAAGAGAUCGACGACGCCAUCGCUCUGGAGCAGGCGGAUGGGGAGUGGAAGUUCUCAGAGUGUCUUAAAGAUGGCCCCCUCAAGAUCCGCCAUCGCUUCUUGCUCGCCAUCGGCCUGCAAGCCAUGCAGCAGCUCAGUGGGAUCAAUCUUCUGGUGUACUAUGCUCCGCAUACCUUGACGACCGACAUUGGCAUGGAUUACGGGCCUUCUCUGCACGUCGGCGCAGGCCUCGGACUCACAUACUGGGUCUUUUCGUUUGUGGGCAUCUACUGCCUCGACAAGACCGGACGUCGACCACCGCUCGUCUAUGGUGCAUUAGCAUGUGCCAUCUGCUUUCUCUGCGCCGGCAUCCUGCAAAAGGACAUCACUCCCGCCCGAGCCAAAGCAUCACUCACCUUCUUCUUCCUAUACGAGGCCAUCUUUGCCAUUGGAUGGUUGCCCGUGCCCUGGAUGUAUGCGCCGGAAAUCAUGCCUCUGCGCCAUCGAACUCAUUCCGCCGCGCUUGCGGCAGCGAGCGAUUGGAUCUUCAAUUACCUCAUUGUACAGAUCUCGCCGAUUGCUAUUGAAAACAUCCGCUGGAAGACAUACAUGAUCUUCUUUGUUCUGAACGUCUUCUUUGCGUGCCUGGUCUGGCUGUUUUAUCCCGAGACGCAGGGUCGCAGCCUGGAGGAGAUUGAUGCGCUGUACAUGGGUGAUAAUGAUCGGUAUAUUGUUGUUGAUCGGCGUGGUCGACUGCUUCCUGGGUUCAGGGGACGGAUUGGGGCAUCGGAUCCAGAGACUGUGGCUGCGGUGCCAAACGGCGUGGAUGACAGUGCCAGCAGCGGUAAAUCAUCACCUUUUGCUAUUCACGACGAGACUAAGGCAUCCAGCUAG